AUGUCUCAACCCACCGCCGCCGCCGCCUCCUCCAGCACCGCCACCGCCAUCCCCAUCCCCGCCGCCGACGGAUACAAAAUCCACAAACCGUACAACGCCAAAGCCCAAGCCCGCGACUGCUGCAACUGCAUCUUCUUCCUCAUCUUCGCCCUCGCCCUCGCCUGCGCCGUCCCCGCCGUCACCCGCGCCCUCAUCUACCUCCAGCCCGCCCUCCCCGCCGUCGCCGUCAUCUCCUCCGCCGUCACCGUCAGAAACGUCUCCGACAGCCUCAUCACCGCCAGCUGGGACGUCACCUUCACCCUCUCCAACCCCAACGACAGGGGAUUCUUCUACGAGCGCCUCGUCGCCUACGCCGCCGGAGGCGGCGGCGCCGCCGGCGGCCACCGCAUCGCCAACGUCACCCUCCCGCCGUUCCGCCAGGCCGGACGCGCCGCCGCCACGCUCUCCGCCUCGUUCCCGUCCUUGAAAUUCGUGGUGAACGACUGCGCGGCGAACCGGACGAUCCUCCGGCCGUGCGCGCCGGCGCCGCUGAGCCUGCAGGUGGAGCCGGCGGCGGUGUACGAGCGGUGGACUUGGCCGUGGAAGGGGGACGUGGUCGUGGCGGAGUGUGACGUCAAGGAGGUGGCGUUCCGGCCGCGUGUGACGAAAUUGGAGCUGGGUCCGGCGAGCUGCCGCUCCGACGGGCGGUGGCGGCGGUUGGAGGUGAAGUGCCGGACCAUAUUCUGGAAUUAUGUCUACGUUGCGGGGAUGUGUCUUGCGAUUUUGGCGUUUUCGCUUUAG
This is a messenger RNA of Linum tenue, 780 nucleotides long. The record is from the annotation of a GenBank genome assembly. Lineage: Eukaryota; Viridiplantae; Streptophyta; Magnoliopsida; Malpighiales; Linaceae.